Molecule: messenger RNA, 963 nt
Organism: Cladophialophora immunda
Lineage: Eukaryota; Fungi; Ascomycota; Eurotiomycetes; Chaetothyriales; Herpotrichiellaceae
Exons: 5
Coding region: 100-690 (196 amino acids)
Biological process (GO): mitochondrial electron transport, cytochrome c to oxygen
Cellular component (GO): mitochondrial envelope
Source: RefSeq, a predicted model, not a curated record
CGAACUUCAAUCGCAGUUUCGACAACUUGAACCUUUGACCUCCGUGCUCUUACAGUCUCCCCAUCGACUCUCAACUCACUCCUCACUCGGCCCUCCACAAUGUCGGUAGCACGCGCAGCUUUCUCGCUCGCUAGGCGUAUGCCUAUCUCGGCUGCCCGCGUCGCUCCCCGCGCCUUCACCACUGUCACAGCUCGCCGAGCAGGCAAAUUCGAUCCGAAGCCCGGUGAUCCGGAGGGCAAACUUCUCCCUUUUGAAGAAAUCAAAACCGAAGCAGAUCUCCUUCCCCCCGGCGCCGCGCCCGGUACCGUCCCGACCGAUCUCGAACAGGCAACUGGUCUGGAACGUCUCGAAAUCUUGGGAAAGAUGCAGGGCAUUGAUAUCUUUGACAUGUCACCGCUCCCGUCAGAUAGAGUCGGUACAUUCGAGGAUCCCAUCGUCGUGAAAUCAGCUGGUGCUGAGUACCAGAUCGGCUGCACCGGCUCUCCAGCUGAUUCACACAACGUCAAAUGGCUCGUGAUGACCCGUGAUCGCCCUUUUGAGCGGUGCCCGGAAUGUGGGAGUGUCUACAGAAUGGACUACGUCGGAGCACCAGACUCCCACGAUGACCAUCAUGGCGACCACCACCACGCCGCACACGAAGCACCCAAGACCAUGGCCGAUUUCGUCAAGCCGGAAUACUGGUACCGAUAAGCGGUGGAAGGAUCGACAAUGGGGCUGGGGCGCGUGAGAGAGGGGGAUUACCCAGAAAGUGAAAGAAAAACUGUACAUAAAGGGAGAAUAGUCGCGGUGAGAGGAUCAAUCAAAGCGCUUUGCAUCGAGAACGUUCAUGCUAUAUGCGAUGCUCGUUCUCGUUUCGACUUUUUUAUUCUUUCCUUGUUCCCAACUCGAGACUCGCCGUUCCGACCAGCCUUCACUAGUCCAUCCAUGCCGUGACGUCCCUGUAUAGAUAUAAUUGAUUGUCAC